CAUGGAAAACGGACGGGUUCCACUUCCACAAGAGAUUAAAGUCGUUUUUGAAAACAAAAAUUGUGGAUUUUCGAAACCUGGAAACGUCUUUUCUUCCACUUGUAGCGGACGAAAUAAGAUCCAGGCCCGACUCCGGCAUCGCCCCUCUCAACUCCGGCGUCCUUGCUUCUACUCCAUACUAGGCACAAUUUCCUCUGGGUUAUCUCAAAUUUCAUUGUUCUUUGAGAACUGUUUUUUCCCCUAAAGGUUUCGAUUCCUUUGAGAUGAUUGAGUUGUCCGGUUAAGCACGAAUUGGUCACCGUCGAGGCUCUGAACUUAUUUAAUCUCAAGCCCUUGAUUCUUUUUCUAUGUUUUUGGCAUUGGUUCUGUGUUUUCCCUUUUUCUUUGUCGGCCUCGAACGACUAGGUUCCGAUCUUUUUCAUUCGAUUGUGGAAUGCAGAACUAGCUAGUAUAAAGAUCGUGAUCUCAUCCAUCAAUAAUAUCCUUCCCUACUUAGGUGAAGCUCAUGUUUUUGUAGCACGGCCCCCUUUUACAUCUCUUUCUUGGAACAGAUGCAGUGAACUGUGGCCCUAUAAUUACUGAAGUAUCUAAAAGUUAUUUUUCUAUAGUAAAGACUGCUGAGCGGAAUUGCAGAAAAGGACCUGCAUAGACAUACUGUCAAUAGAGUGGAGUUUCCGAGUGGGCCUAUGAAAGAUGGAUUCCMAACCUAUCCGGAUUGAUGAUGAGAGUAAGCAAGCUGAGGUGGCAAACUGGACAGAUGCUGAAGAAAAAAGCCUUAUUGAUCUUAUGAUACAUCAAGUAAAGGCAAACAACAGACCCACUUCUACGUUUAACUAUGAGGGGUGGAAGUAUAUUGUCGAGAACUUCAACAAAAUCAACAACAGGAAUUAUCAUAGAAUGCAAUUCAAAAACAAGUACAACCAGCUAAGGAAGAAGCAUUCCGACUAUUAUGCUCUUGUGGGGCAUCCAGGGGUGUCAAUAGAUCCUGUCACAAAGAAACCAAUAGCAAAUUCUGAUGUCUGGGAGAACCUUUAUGCAAAACAUAAGUUUGCCAAACAAAUUAGGAAGAAAGGAUGCCCAUUUUUGGAGGAAUUAGACUUCAUAUUUUCAGGAACAAGUGCUAGCGGGAAUUUGGCACAUGGAAACAAUGAGGAACCUUUGGAUGAUGAAGUAAAGCAAGUUCCAGAAACAUCAGAUCCUCGUGGUACCUCGACACAGAAUAUUACUAUAAAUGAUGAAAAUAAGCAAGUUGAAUUGGCAAUUUGGACWGAUGCUGAAGUAAAAAGUUUUAUUGAUUUGAUGGUGCAUCAAGUAAAGGAAAAUAACAAGCCCAGUUCUACUUUUAAUGCUGAUGGGUGGAGGUAUAUAGUGGAAAACUUCAACAAAGUCCACAAAAAGAGUUACAGUAGAGAGCAAUUCAAAAAUAAGUUCCACCAACUAAAGAAGAAGCAUGCUAACUAUUCCACCAUUAUAAGGCAACCGGGGGUGUCAAUAGAUCCUGUGACAAAGAAACUAAUAGCAAAUGAGAUUGUCUGGGAAAACCUUUACAUGAAGCACAGGUGGGCCAAAAAAAUUAGGAAGAAGGGUUGUCCAUAUUUGGAUGAGUUAAAUUUUAUAUUCUCAGAAACAAGCAUUGGUGGAAAUUUGGCAUACACAAACAAUGAGGAUCCCUCAAAUGAUGAAGCAAAACAUGUUUUAGAAACACCAGAUCCUUGGGGUACUUGGACACAGAAUGCAACUGCAAAUGAAUCUGCUGCAGAGAUCUCUCAGACAGACUUCAUAGAUGACACCACACAAUCCAAUGAGCACAACACCGAGAAGAGUGGCCUUCAACUAUUAAUGAAGAAGUGCAAGAAACCAAAACAGUCCUCUAAGAUGAUAUUUGCCAUGCAAGCAUGGGCAGAGGCAAACAAGAACAAGUGUAAGUUGUAUCAGCUGCAGUUGGCAGAACUGGAGGCUCGAAGAAAGAUGCAAGCACAAGUUGAGAGGAGGGACACCUCUGCUACCAGAUGCAUGGAAGUAGUAAGUGAGAUACAUGCACAGCAUGGACUUCAAAUUCAACAAGUGAAGGCAGCAACUGAGUUGUUUGAAAAAGAACACUGGAGAGAGACAUUCUUGGGCAUGUCUAGAGACUUGCAAGUGGCAUGGCUGCAGGACCUUUAGGGAUAAGAAGUGGCUCUAAAUUAUUUGUAAUUGUUGCCUUAGGAGUUAGGAAGACUAUUGUUUUAUGAUACCUAGAUGGUUUCAGAUAGUGGUCUGUUUCUUUCUGUCUUUUGUUUAUAAUGAUCAGUUUCCAUUUGGCAUAUGCUCAUCUAUAUUUUUCAUUGUGUGUCUGAUAUUGGUAAUAGAACCAUAAAGGAUGUUUUAUGGUUAGACACAGGCGUCAUUGCAACUUGUGAUGGCAAAAUCUGAUACUAACUUUGGGCAUUGCUUCUUUUGUUGAAAACUGAUGCUAACAAUGGGCGUURGUUCUUUUAUCCCAGUCUAUGAAGAUCACAAAUACUGUUUUUAAGGUAGGUAAGUUUCUUGGUGAUUGAAAGCAAGGCAUUCAGGAGAUAGACAUCAUUCUCUUCAACAAGAUCUAGUUGAGAAACAAGUUCAUCCAUGCAAUAGCCRAACAACAAACAUUAUACUCCUUGUAUGUUGUAGAUGCAAUAUGCUGUGUAUUAUGCUAUGUUUAUUACUCACCUUUGUGUUAUCUUUUAUUGAGAUCGUUGCAUAGGGAUCAUUAACUAUUUGUGUUCAGAUAAUCUAUGUAGCUAGCUCAUUUAUCAGUAUUAGAAUUAUUGUCUACUAAGAAACAGAACUGUAUUCACCUACAUGCUGGUUACCCUUGAAUAUUAGAGCAAUGAGAUGCCCAUCUGAAUCAUGAUUAUGUUCCCAUGUUAGAAGCUUAUUGUAUUGGGUAAAGUCAAUUGAGCAUCAUUUGUCAUGUAUGGACUUCUUAUUAAUCAUUUCACCUAUUUUCUUGCUUAAGGUUCAAGUUUGGGUUCUUAAGCAGCCAGUGUUGUACUUUUGGUUCUGCAUUUUUUACACUUUCGRCCAAAAAAUGUAGUUAAUUACAUGUAGCAAUUGCAGAUUGAUGACAAUACAAGUUAACCACAUGUGGCAGGCGUGCUUUUUCAACUCCCUGAGCAUUGGAUGGAAAACAAGCCGAUAACGAUGAUGUUGACAUCAUUGCCAGAGAAGACACGGUGGAGAACCAACAGAACCCCAAUGAAACCUAGAUCAUCAAAGACCAAGACAAAUCGAUCUCUAGCAUGAUUCAUCAACAACAAAGCAUGGUCACCAGACCUCAAGAGCUCCAUCUCUCCAAACCCACUGUGCUUUAAACUCUUCAUCUCAUAAGAUCCUGGUCAAAGCCUUCCGAUUCUUCAAAUGGGCCCAAGA
This is a messenger RNA of Nelumbo nucifera (sacred lotus), 3390 nucleotides long. Its product is annotated as L10-interacting MYB domain-containing protein-like. The record is from RefSeq and is a predicted model, not a curated record. NCBI's taxonomy places the organism in Eukaryota, Viridiplantae, Streptophyta, Magnoliopsida, Proteales, Nelumbonaceae.